AAUGUGCGAUGAGCAAGCGGUACUGCCGGUUUUUUUUUUUGUUCUUGUUUCUUUUUAAAUUUACUUUCACACACACACAAUGCUCUCACCCCGACAAAAAAGACGCAUUAGUCACAUUCAGCGUUUGAGAGAGUGAAUUUUAGAGAGAAAAAAAGGCAACACAAAAAAUAAAUAUGAACGAGACACUUCCUUUAGUGGCUUUAACAUUUCACCUUUAAAUGAAGCGUAAAAUGCGGUGCUUCGUCAGCAAACGAACGAAUUGGUACGAUGAUUUUACGUACUGUCGAAUGUGGCGUGAAAAAUGUUACUUUUCGGUAGCAUCGUCCAAUACCAGCAUCGCUCCUUCUGGUACAUCUGCAUCAACAUCAUCACCAUCACCAUCAUCAUCAUCAUCGCCAAGAGACGCGACGCCACUUCGUGUUUAGUGUUAACAAAGUGUGCGUGUGUGUGUGUGUGUGCUUGUCGGUUUGUACGUAUGCCAUUAGAAAGUGUGCGAAAAUGAUGUUAAAUUCAAUCACUGCUGCUGCUGCUGCUACCGUUAUCGUACGGCAGGACGGAGCUGCCCAUGGUACGAGGAACGACUGUGUCGCAAAAGGUCAGAGCGAGCGUCUUCAGUCCCGCCAUCCAUCGAACGAAACACGUGUGUUGAUCGCGUCUCGUCUAUCGUCGCGCGGUACGGUGCUGAUGCACGCAGGUGAUUGAAAGUGGGCCGCAGCGCACAUUUGCUGUCCCUACCUUUCGCCCCACCGAAGGUGAAUAAUUUAUGCUCGCGACACAACUGACACGAAUGUUUUUCUGCUGGAGAGCGCGCGCGUGUGUUUGUGAGAGCCUGCAGGGAAAACAAGUGCGAAUAAGCUGUGUUUUUUCGCUGUUAACUAGUAGGGGCAUAAAUUAUUCCUCAGCACUCGGCAGAAAGACAACUCGAUAACAAGGUUCGAUUUUUUCGCACCAUCGGCGACGGUUUGGUGGAACCCUAGCAACCGAGCAGCCGGAGAAAGAUUCAACUCGAACGAAACAAAGUAACCGAUGAUGGACCGAACCAGUGCAGGCGAGGCGUGAAAAAUUCGUUCCCCCAUCACUGUUGUCAAUGUUACGCCGGGGGUUGAAAGGGAAAUCAUUCGUUCGGGAGGCGUUUGUGUCUGGAGAAAGUCAUCCAGAUGCGAUUUUCUCCGUGCUACGGUAGGGCGAGAGCAUCAGUGAAAUCGUGAACAUUGAAACCGCAAAGUGAAUGUUACUGCCGAAAAGCGCACAACAAAACCAGCCGAUAUAGACCAGUCCCGCACCCAUCUGCCCGCCUGCAGCACGAUCCCCAUCCGCGCCGGAAGACUAAUUUAAGCGGCCAACGGUAGCGCGUCGUGACUUAUUGCUCUCCGCGGCGUUCGGACCGCGGGGCCCGCCCCUGGCGAUAAACGAUGGCAGAUUGGAGCGGCGGCCACCACCGGUACCGUCUUGGGCUAUUUUCGUUGCCCGUUACAUCAUUGGCCCAUCGUCGCCGUCCGUGCCACAGGUCGUGCCGUCACGAGUACGCAUCACGCCAGUAGACGAGCGAACCAGCAGCCCUGCGCGUAGAGCCUAAAAACUGUCCAACAACUCGCAUUCCCUGUAGCGAUCAGGCAGCAGUUCUCUUAGUGUAGCGAAACCGCCUAGUCAAAUCGGUCCAGGACCUGCAUGCGCUGAGUGUGACAGGCCGCGGCGACACUCACCGUCGUGGCCAUCGGCGCAGAAGCGAAACCUUCCCCCACCCCACGACUCACCAUCAUGGGUGUAAUUCUGCAAAACUUUAGCCAGCCGGGCGCGAGGUACAGCCCCGACCAAGUGCCCCAACCACCGCCGCCACCCGCCGCCCCAUCACCGACGACGUACCGCGAGCUCGACAUACUGCUCCGGCACGAGGGCUCCAUUCCGGCCGUGUCCCUCGCCGGCCUAACCGCAACGCUCGGGCUGGACAGCAAUGGCGAGCUGCUCGGGGCGAACUACGGUGCGAACGGGUCCGAUCUGUCCGAGCUGCUCGACGGCUGCCCCAAACCGGACGACACGCUCUACCCGACCAUGUUCGGCAUCGAUCUGGCCGUGCCGCAGUGGGAAGCGAUCGGUACGGCCCUCAUCCUGACGCUCAUCAUCAUCAUCACGAUCGUCGGCAACAUCCUCGUCAUACUGAGCGUGUUCACGUACAAGCCGCUCCGGAUCGUGCAGAACUUCUUCAUCGUGUCGCUGGCGGUGGCGGACCUGACGGUGGCCAUACUCGUCCUGCCGCUCAACGUCGCCUACUCGCUGCUCGGCCGGUGGGAGUUCGGCAUCCACGUGUGCAAGAUGUGGCUCACCUCGGACGUGCUGUGCUGUACCGCCUCGAUCCUGAACCUGUGCGCGAUCGCGCUCGACCGCUACUGGGCGAUCACCGAUCCGAUCAACUACGCCCAGAAGCGGACGCUCGAGCGGGUGCUGGCGCUGAUCGCGGGCGUCUGGGUGCUGUCGCUGGUGAUCAGCUCGCCGCCGCUGAUCGGGUGGAACGACUGGCCGGAGGAGUUUUCCAGCGAGUUCCCGUGUCAAUUAACGAGCAACCAGGGCUACGUCAUCUACUCGUCGCUCGGCUCGUUCUUCAUCCCGCUCGCCAUCAUGACGAUCGUGUACAUCGAAAUCUACAUCGCGACGCGGCGCCGGCUGCGCGAGCGGGCGCAAGCGUCCAAAAUCAACACGCUCGCGUCGCGCAGCAUCGGCAUGGUGGCUGGCAAUGGGGAGAAGGAGCUUACCACGACCCACCACCAGCAGCAGCAGCAACAGCAGCAGCAGCACCAACACCACCACCAGUCACACCACCACCAGGACGGGCACGCCAUCCAGCACGACCAGGAGUCGAUCAGCAGCGAAACGAACAACCACAACGAACAAACCGACACGGGCAGUGGCGGCCCGGUGCUGGCGGGCAGCGGCAAGCCCAACAAAAAGGGCCACCUCCGGUUCGGCGGCUAUCUCGGGCGGGCGUUGGGCGGUGCGGCCGGCCGCCACCGCAAAAAGCAACACCACCGGAAGCGGCCAGGGGACGGCCCGGCGGAGGAGGGGGAGGACGGCCGGCCGCACCGGCUGGCGGCUAGCGCGCUGCAUCAGCGCGAGGACGACUCGGUGACGGACAACCCGGACCACUCCGGGUCGGGCGACAGUGGUGGGGGGGUCGGCAAGGCGCCGCUGGACGCGGCCCACCCGUCCGCCCUACUGCCCCCCACCGGCAACUGUGAUAUGACGGGCGGGUCGGCGACGGGCGAGCCGGCCCCGCGGAACGGGGCCAGCAACAGCCAUCUCCAGCGCGAGGUGGGCUUCCACGAGUCGACGGCCGAGCUGAUGGUGGUGGCGGCGGCGGCCCCACCCACGACCCGGCUCGGCGGCCGGCUCAAGCAGUCGUUCCGCAAGCCGGGCGGCCUCAACCAGUUCAUCGAGGAGAAGCAGAAGAUCUCGCUGUCGAAGGAGCGGCGGGCGGCCCGGACGCUCGGCAUCAUUAUGGGCGUGUUCGUCGUCUGCUGGCUGCCGUUCUUCCUGAUGUACGUCAUCCUGCCGUUCUGUCCGUCCUGCUGCCCGACGAACAAGCUGAUCAACUUCAUCACCUGGCUCGGGUACAUCAACUCCGCGCUCAACCCGAUCAUCUACACCAUCUUCAACCUGGACUAUCGGCGCGCGUUCAAGCGGCUGCUCGGCAUUAAGCCGUAAAGAGCGACAGAGAGGGACACAGAGCGGGGGGACGAGCCACACAGAGUAGGGGAAAGGGGGGGGGGAAGCAUUCACUUCCGGGGAAAAUCAGUUCACUGUUGUAGCAACGGCACGGUGUCCACUUGACGUGCUUCUCUUCCGGCAAAGCAAUGCUGUACAAAACGGGAUCGGGAAAGGCGAGAAAAGUGGCAUUUAAAAAACCCAACAUACACGCACACACACACGUACACACUCAUCAGCAAAUGACCUACAAAUUACCCUCACCCAGGCAAAGGGCGGUACCGGAAUUCACUCGUCAAGUCGGCCCACUAAGUGGGACGGUGCUCGAAAGCUUUUAUGUACGGCAACGACUAGCGGAACUAUUAACCGUCCUCAUCGCAUCUCAUCCAUCCAUCCAUCCUUCCGUAAGUGUCCCUUUUGUGCUACCAGCCCCCCUAGCCCCUUCUCACUGCUUUCCCUACCCACCACCACCACGCUCUGUAUUGUGUAGUUCUCGCAAAAAGGAACCAGCACAGAAGUGGGUUGUUGGUAAAAGCUUUUCAUCCUCGCUCCCUAUUGAUUUUUAUCUUUCGCCCCCUUUUUUGCGGUGCUUUCGGUUUGCUAAUUAAUCUACGCACAGUUUUUCUUCUUCUGGACCUCAUUCAUUUUUUGUGUUGCCUUUCCGGGGCGGGGUGGAAGUAAGCAGUGAACCGGCAACAAGAGGGAGAGCACUCACAAAAAAAACCAGCACUCUCCAUGCAAACAAUAAAAAGACAAAAAAGGGCUUCAUCCCUUUGUCUUAAAGCUUUUCAACUGUGCGAUACACCUCCAUUCAACCAAAGCUUCCGCGAGUUUUGUUCAUGCACUGUUUUUACACAUUUUUUUGUUGUUUACUCGCGUUCAAGGGAUUUUGCCAAUUGUGUUCAUUCAUUCCAUUCAGACGGGCGGAUGUGGUGAUGAAACUUCAAGCCGGGAGAGAGACAGAGAGAGAGAGAGAGAUACAUGUUCCGUUCCGGACCAUCCUCUGCCUGCUAUACCCGGAAGUCGACGAUCCCGCUUGUAUGCGCUUUCGUCCAGCACUUUUCCACUCAAAAGCCAACAAAGGGGGUCGGUGGAAGAGGAGGAGUGGAGUGGAAGAGGUGCUGUCACAAUUCAAGGCCGGUCCCAUUCAACCGGUGUGCUCUUAUCUUUGAUCGUUUUCGGGCCAUUUUGUGCAAGCGCGAGAGUGUCCUUCGCACGGCCCUAUCGCGUUACAAUAUCGCGUUACAAAUUGUGAGGAGGGGACAAGCACACGGUUUGCCCCCCUUUGGUUGCGGUUCAUUCCCGCUCCAUACAUCGUUUUUAUUUAUUUAUUUUUUUUGGUUAUUCAUCCCGCUGCUAAACCCCAAACCGGAACCGGACCCACUGGUAGUCGGUGGUUUCUUACAAACCACACCAUUGCCUGCCUCCUUUUUGCGCCCGACUUGUUUGGGCCAACCGGACACUUUCGACCGGCUUUUCUUUUAUUUCGCUCCUUCAGCGACAAUCUCCAUCCCUUCCCAGUUCUACCGACCCUUGGCCGCGGUAACAAGCGCACAACGUUCCCGGGGAGCUGGUAUUGUAAUCAAACCAAUCUUGCCAACAAUAAAUUCCUCGCUCCGACCGGCCCGCUUUGGUACACUCAAACCGCUUCAGCUCGCCUUGUUUUGCGCUUGAGAGUAGCAAGGCAAAGCGAACGACAAACGGUUCACAUCCGGUGGAAAACGGCUGCUUCGGUCGCCGAGUCGCCAUUCCUCAGCCACCCCGAGGCUAACUACGUCGGUGUGCUACGACAACAAUAACAAGCCACUUUGUCCCCGUCACCAAGGGUAGCGCUGGAAAGACGCAGCAGCGGUACAACAGCAUGACCAUCCUUCCCAGCCAGCCAGCCAGCCAGCCAGCCCACCGUCUGGCACCAAACCAUUGGCACCAAACUCCAGCACGGGGUGCCCCGGGGUGGUCCAUUCUUCAUCAUGCUCGUCGUCGUCAAGGCGAACGCGACGAAUCAACCGCCGACGCAGCAGCGGUGGCGAAAAGAAAAACAGUUUCAAAAACAUGACCCCACCUCCCCAUUUCAUCGCUCUUUGCCAGGGGAGGAAACAUGUGGUGGGAGGGUAAAGUUGCAUACCGCAAUUUCUAACCACCACUUCCACCUCCAAACAAUGGCGGGAGAGCGAAAGCGAGAAAACAGAGAGUUGCCAUACGCGCGGGAUGUCCCCGCCACGGAAGAAAACCGACAGAAUUGGGGAAAUUCAUUUGUAUGUUGCUACCGCGCGAUACAUUCCGCCAACUCCAGGAAACAGAAGAAGAAGACGAAAACAACAACCGGGAGGUAAGAAAAGCCCACCCUCCCCCCUCCUCCCCUUGCCACAACAACCUACCGCGAAGUAGGGCACUUUGGGGGCGCCCGCGAUCAGGAACAAUCAUCGGGGCGCGCGUUUCUGAGAGACGGUUGCGCAUCGGAACAUAAUACGCUUCAAAGUUCCGGCCCGCCAGCCAGGGCCAGAUGGAUGGCAAAUGGCAAAGUGGAAAACUUUUCGCCCCGCGUCAGCCCGGUUCCGCGCGUACGGCUGACAAUCUCCGGAUCUUUGCGGCGACAAAACGCUCCUGCUAAAACACAAUACACUUUCGCUGGGGAUGGGACAGUGUGGCACGGGCGACACAAGCGCCCUCUAGGCAGGCUGGCUCGGUUGUAAAUGCACCAUUAUUAUCUGCUGUAUGCUUUCACAUAAAAACAAGCAUACAAAACACAUAUCGCUACACAUCAUGCGGGCACAUAUUAGCACAUUUUGCAUGUGUGUGCGUGUGUGUGUGCCUGUGUGUCGUAAGAGUACUUAACGUGUUCCGCAGAAAUACUACCGCCUACAAAGGGCAGGAUACAACCAAAGACGCUUUUCCACGUAAUGUUGCUGCGGUUUUAAAGCUUCUUAGCACGCGCGCACACACACACACAUAAUGUAGGUUUGUGUAAGACGGUGCGCCGGAGAUUACUUCUGCUUUAUGUGUGUUUUGUUUUGAUUUUGCAUAAUAAUUAUUAUGUCAAAGGUGCUGCGUUUUGUGUUGAGCACGGGAAGCACGGAAAUUAAUUACCAAAUCCAUCGUGCUUUUUUUCAUUUUCCCGUCGGAGUACAACUUUCCUCCGCAAUUUUAACGCCUCCAUUAACAUAUUAUUGCUCAAGGCAGCAGGCAGGGUAAUUGCAAGGGAAAACAUAAUUAUUAUUAAAUGAAAAGCUCAACUUCCACAGCAACUGUAGUGGAUAACAACUACCAAACACAGCCAAACAAGUCCUUUGCGGCAAACAUUUUUGCUUUGGUUAGUUUCCUGUUCAUCAUCUCUUUCAAAUAAGUUUCUCCGGUCUGCAACUUUCUUCCCUGUCUGACGUUCCCCUCACACCAGCAAACCAGCGAACUAGUUCAUUUGCAUUCCAAUCAGAUUCCACCAGCGCAAGCUAGACAAUAAUAGUCUAUCGACACUGACACAAAACUAUGAUUAUUAUGAUUAUCGUUCGCGCGUCCUGCUUCUCGAUCAGAUGUGCAGCUGCGUUGCUUCCCAGCCCACUUCUCCUUGCAUUUCCCUUCCCGAUCCUUACCCGCCCUCCCCCCCCCCCCUGCCAAAGGAAAUCGAAAAGUCGAAACUUGCGAAAGUUCCAACCGACCGACGUGCGCCCACGUGUUGGCUGGUUUACUUUGCCGUAACUUUCCCUGCAGUAGCUUUCACACCGUGACGGGGGAGUGUGGAGCUGGGGUAAUCCAUUGUUUGUACAGUACGGUCGAUCCGUGGACAGGCGGUGCGGUGAAGCGAAUUGGUGUAGAGAAGAAAAGCCAAAGAAACUUAGCACACAAAACUUUCACCGGAAGGACGGGAGUUUAGUUUAAAUUUAGACGGGCAAAGAGAGGAGGAAAAAACUACAAACCCUUCCUUCCCCUUCAAUUCCCGAUUGGGUGAACCGUUUUCAUCCUCCUUUCCCCCCCGAAAUGGAACAAAAUCAAACCACGUGUGCUCGAACCGCUCAAACUUCUGGCUCGUCUCGGGUGGGCUGUAAGGAUAAGGAUAAGGACUGUAGGGGGAGUCUCUCUAGCGAGAGAGAGAGAGCAUCGAACUAAAUCAAACAUUGGGCCGAAUCUUUCGGGGUUCAGGGUCAAAGGAAUCUCUAAACUUCUUACCGUAAGUCAAACACAAACGCGACACACACACCCGACCAAAAGCUAACUAAGAAAGAAGCCACACACGUGCCGAUAUGUGUGCCGAUGGUCGUCCUCCAGCAGCUUCUUUUUUCGAGCCCAAAGAGAACCCGCUGGACCCGCUGCCACACAUACAUAUCGGCGCACAACCCUGUACCGGGGCCUGCUGGAAGCUCGUUGCAGCAAGACGUUGACGUUAGCAAACGAAGCCUUUUCCAACUCCUUUGUACAGCAAAAAACGCCACACAACGCCAUAUUACAGGAGCGACAGGAGCGACACAAAAGGUGACAACUGAACAGUCAGUGCCCCGAAACCUACACAGCUCCGCGACGACAUACGAGACAUUCGAGACAAACUCGAACAGGAUAGUUGUCGUCCCAUUUUCUUUCACUUACAACACAUGCGCUUCUUUGCGCCGGAAAAAGUUUGGCACACAGAACGUGGGAUGAAUAUUGGGACAAAACUUCACUUUUGUGAACGGUUUCGAAGCCAGGCGGAGAAGGGGAGGGAAAGAAAACAUAAACGUAGAAUUUACCGUGGGUGGUGUGUAAGUGAACGAGGCACUGCAAACACACACCGCCAACGAAUGUAUAGUAAGAAUAGUGUUUUAAAAUACUGCUGCUGUCGUUCAGUGCAUUCCAUCGCUUUCCUUUCCAUCGCUUUCCGACCGACGGGAUCGGACAGGGGGCUGUGGUGCAAUGGAAGGGUGCACGGAAGCAGCAUCAACGGCAGCAGCGAUAGGUCCAGUAGUGGCAAUGGAAGUAGUUUAAGUAGUACAUAGUACCAGUACUAGCAGUGCAUGCGAAGAGGAUAGUAAUUUCAUAACGUACCUGUUGCAGUUUCGUUUCAAUGCGAUGUAGUGGGACUUUUUGUACCUUUCGUUUAUCAGUAGCGCAUUCCGUUUUCACUAACGGCUCCCCUGGAUUUUUUUAAGAUGAAAUAAGAAGAAGAAGAAAAAGAAAAAAACACACACACCCAUAAACUUAUUGUAGAAAAAGAGAAACACAUAACAAAAACACAAAUUCAUCCUCAUAUCGUUCCGUGGUGGGUCCGGGGCACGGUUUAAAAACUAGACCCCGAGCGCGCCCGCACACGCUUGUGUGUAUAUUUUUGUACAUGUGCAUAGCAAACAGAAAAACACACAAAAACACAUACACAAAACUAAAAAAGUUCGGGCAAAAAGGGUCCAGAGAAUGGAAGCGAAACAGGGAUAAGUGGAGGGAGGAUAAGCGAAGUGAAUGAGGAAGUGAGGGAAGCAAACGAGCAGGGAAAAAAGGAAAUAAUUAAACAUUUCAUCAGUAGCGAGAUGAGAUGUGGCAAAACUCUGUAGCUACUAGUAAUCGUAGUAGUAAUCGUAGUCGUAGUAGUAGUAACAACACACACACACACCCAGUUGGCGCUUCUUUGCUGCUGCUUUGGGUGGAGUGUUCACGGGUGAAGAGGCCGGUAAAACUCAAACGAGCGGUCACCUACACCAGGUGCCAGGUACGGUACGGUCCGUCGCAAUGCGCCACGGUGUGUAAACGUGUUUAAUUGGGUAGUGCUAGUGGCGGAACAUGCGAAUAAUCAAACGAAUAGAUGUGUAUAAAGAUGCAGUGAGUAGCUGGAGAGGAGGGAUCGUUUUUCUUCCCUUCGGUUGUGUGGGGGAAGAUUUUCUUUUAAAUACGAAAAAAGCCACAGCAUCAGCUUCAGCAUGGAAAAUUGCUAAUGCCGUGCUUAUCAUUGCUGUACCGUGAAACGGAAUACAAUUUGGUGUAAGUUAGAUGUAGAGAGAGACAGAGAGAGACAGAGAGAGAGAGAAAGAGAAAGAGAGAUGAAGAUGAUACAGGAGAAACAAGAAAAAACUAAAUAAAUAACGAAAAGCGUACAUCCCACUCUCUCUGUCGCUCUUCCUCUUUCUCUCUCUCUAUCCCUCAAAUACUCCAUGUGUACAUAAAUUCAAACGAUGUAGAGCCAAGCUGGUUUGAUAAAUUUAAAAAAAAAUGCUAACCAUCCUACAGCAAAUGGAUGGAAGCAAAACAAAACGAGAAAGACAGAGUGAAAGUCGCGCAAAGAGGAAAAUUUAGUUAAGCCAGCCACAGUGUGUUAUCGAACUCUAGAUGUGUAUCUAAUAAAUCCAAUUCCAAAAUUCAAAUAAAAGCAAACCCUCUCCAAGAGGUAACAGAAACAGAUGGCUUCCCCGCAUGGUGGGGAGAGAGAGAAAGAGAGAGAGGAGUAGGGAGCAGCAUUUGAAAAAAUAAAAAAUUGUGCAAAACGGAAUGGUUUGGGGGGGGGGACAACAUAAAGAAGCAAAAUUUACUCUUUACCAACGCAUGGCGCGGGUCUGUUGAAUGUUUUUGCACCCGUUGCGGCGGAAUGCAAGAUAAAUAAUAGUUUAAUAUCAAAGCGAAUAAAGCAACCAAACAAAUCAAACAAAACACACACACAUACACACCCACACACAGCUCGAUUAAAAUUUAAAUAAACAAACACUAAACAAACAAUACUAUAAACGAGAUUAAAUCAAAUCGGCCAACACAAAUCUAAAACUGAUCGUUAAGCAACAAAUAGUAAAGCAGAGCAGAAUGGUGAACAAAUCGAGAGCGAAGAGGGAAGACACAGAGGGGUGUUUCGCGGAAGAAGAAGAAGCAACAACAAAAAAAACGCUGCCUAGUUUUAGUUCAAUUUGCAAUAAAGAAUCUGUUUGAACAAAAUGUAAA
This is a messenger RNA of Anopheles arabiensis, 10575 nucleotides long. RefSeq names its product octopamine receptor (gene Oct-TyrR). The coding region runs from base 1759 to 3696 and encodes 645 amino acids. The record is from RefSeq and is a predicted model, not a curated record. Gene Ontology annotation, biological process: adenylate cyclase-activating adrenergic receptor signaling pathway. Gene Ontology annotation, molecular function: octopamine receptor activity. Gene Ontology annotation, cellular component: membrane. Lineage: Eukaryota; Metazoa; Arthropoda; Insecta; Diptera; Culicidae. The transcript is spliced from 4 exons.